Molecule: messenger RNA, 1386 nt
Organism: Caenorhabditis briggsae
Lineage: Eukaryota; Metazoa; Nematoda; Chromadorea; Rhabditida; Rhabditidae
Exons: 7
Coding region: 1-1386 (461 amino acids)
Source: RefSeq, a predicted model, not a curated record
AUGGGUGUGCCGAGGUUUGAGCUGCUCUGUGCUGGGAUGUUAGGAUUUGGUCAGCUAUUCAUGAAUACCGCGUUCGAUGCAGAAGCUUUUAUUCUGGAGUCGGUGAUUCAUUCGGUGCAUGAGAGGGAGCCGGAGAGAAUCGACGAGUAUGCGGGGUAUUAUGGCCAAGCUGUGAUCUAUGCUUCCUUCAUGCUCACAUGCUUGUUUACGCCGUCACUUCUGAACAUUUGGAGGCCAAAACUUCUCUUGGUCGUUUCAUCACUCUGUUUCGCGGCUUUCCCAUUCGGAUUUCUUUUCAUCAAUUCCUACUACCACUAUUUUUCCACAGUAGUACUGGGUAUUGGCAAAGCAUUUUUCAAUCUGGGAUGUACCACUUACCUGACUUCCCACUCAACAAGAAAAUCCAUCGAAUCGAAUGUCUCUCUACAAUGGGCAAUCGGUUGUGGAAGCCUGAUAGUUGGAUCCAUGAUACUUGCAACAAUGACCUGGUUCAGUGGAAAUGUAUCAACUUCGAUGACUCUGAAUGUUACUGAAAUUGCAGUGAAAUCAGAUAUCAGAACAUUUGAUGAUUUUGAAAUUCGCCUUCUAGCACUGGUCCUUAUUGUGGUCUCUAUUCUUGCAGUCAUUACUGUUUGUUUAUUACCAUCUGCAGAUGUGGAGAACUGUAUAGAAGCAUCAAUUCGAAAUGGGAGUUUCAAAAAUGAUUUGAAACUAACUCUCAUCACAUCAAUCUCACCCAAAAUGCUCCAAAUCGUGCCACUGUGCAUGCUCUGCGGAUUCAAUGCUUCCUUUCUCAUGUCCAUUAUUCCAACCUCCAUGCAUUUUAACGAAAAUAAUGCAAACAUGUUGUAUAUUCCAGCGAUUUAUGGUCUAGGAGCAGGAACGGGCGAAGUGUUGAUGGGAUUUUUCAUUUCGGAAUCGAGUAAACGGAUUCAAGGUUUUGGAUUAAAGCCGACUAUGGCGAUUGGGACAGCUGCUCUGAUGGUUUAUUGUACAUUGAUACACGCUUCAACACCGGCUGAAGCGCCAAUGAAGCCGACAUCCGAGGAGCCAUUGUUGUUUUAUCAAUCAUAUUUAUUGAUAUUUGUCAUUGCUCUCAUCUGCGGUAUCUCCGAUUGCUGCUUCAAUGGAGUUCGUUCUGUGAUUUGUGCCCUUGUCAUGCCAUCCAGAAGAGCUCAAUCUUUUUCUGUCUCCAGAAUGUAUCAAGCAGCUGCCUGUGUCAUCAUUUUCUUCUUUAGUCCGAUGUUACCACUUCACGUUUAUACAGUUGGCCUACCGCUUCUAGCCAUUUUAUCUACUUUUGUAUUUUUCAAAGUGGUUAAUAGUACGGAACGAAUGGAAAGGAAACUGACAAGCGAUACAAAUUUGGAGCAAGAGAAGAUUUGA